AUGUCAUCCCCACCGUCAGCAAACUCAACAGCCAGCCUGUUUGCCAGCGCCAAUGGACUCAUUUCUUCCUGGAGGGACUCACUCUCACUCUCCCCUCCAGAGUUCCGACUCAUUCUCAUUGCGUGUACACUCACAGCCGCAAACUUCCCCAAGUUACUCGUGCCACUGGUCCACCAGGCAUUAGCCGAUAUUGAGUCCGGGUCCCUCGUCGUCCCUGCCGUCCCCUCAACUCCCACCGACUCCUCGUCUUCACCGGAGACUCAAUUGCUAGAAACCCAGGUCCGGUUCAUCCGCAGAUUGAGAGAGGGCAUGUUCAAGGGCUCGGUCUUGUGUGGCGGACCUUAUGGGAUCAAUGCUCUGGGAGCCGUCAACUUUGCGUUGAGCCCCGAAUUGUCAGACGCCGUCAAUACGGCUGGUCCUGUGCGCGGACCUCAUAACACUGCCACCCCUGAAGAGUACCAACAGCGUGGACGGGAGUUAUUUCAGACUAUCUACCAACAUCAUACGGAGCCGAUCCUGACAAAGAUUGGUAACAGCAGCAAGGAUCUCGUCGAGGGAAUUCUUCGGGACACUUAUGGCAAGGUCCUCAGCGAUACGACCCUGAUCUCGAUUCCAGAGACAGAGCUGUGCUUGGUCGCUUCCUUGGUCCCGCUCAAUGUCCCGCCGCAACUCAAGAGCCACGUAUAUGGAUCCAGGAAUGUGGGUGUCCCCAUGGAGCAGGUCCAACAAGUUGUCGCCGUUGCAGAGACGAUCACUCAAUGGGCUCACGCCCAAGCGAACAACGACAAGAGUUCUCUGUAG
Molecule: messenger RNA, 801 nt
Organism: Linnemannia hyalina
Lineage: Eukaryota; Fungi; Mortierellomycota; Mortierellomycetes; Mortierellales; Mortierellaceae
Source: the annotation of a GenBank genome assembly